Molecule: messenger RNA, 8032 nt
Organism: Anguilla rostrata (American eel)
Lineage: Eukaryota; Metazoa; Chordata; Actinopteri; Anguilliformes; Anguillidae
Gene: nphp4
Product: nephronophthisis 4
Exons: 30
Coding region: 253-4584 (1443 amino acids)
Biological process (GO): negative regulation of canonical Wnt signaling pathway; protein localization to ciliary transition zone
Cellular component (GO): ciliary transition zone; cytoskeleton; non-motile cilium
Source: RefSeq, a predicted model, not a curated record
AAAGCUUAUUUUAUAAGAAAAAGAUGCAACGUAUUUAAAAUUAGGCAUUAGUAUGGUGUACAAUAAUAUGUGUCUUUGAUCUCUACAAUAAAUGUCAUAUUGUAUUUUCGAUAAGGAUUUAAAGAGUCACAUACGUACCCCUAUGUUGAGUAGUAGAACAAAUUCAAUAGUAACGUCAUGGCGGAGGCUGCGAUUGAAAUUUACAGCUAGCAAGCUGGUCUUUCUAUAUAUACUGGUUCUCUAACUUUCACCAUGACCGAGUGGAGAACAUUGUUUGAUGGUAGCCGAGUGAUUCCUCCUCACAACCAGAGUGUGCGUCUGGCUGAAGAGCUACCUCCAGCGUGUUUUCAGAUUGCACUGAAACAUCUCCAAGGAGGUUCCAUUGGACAGCGCCUGCUCGAGGGGCUCCAGGGGGUGAGGUUUCAGCUGCGAGUCUCCCUAUUUGAUGUCAGCCACCGACACUUUUUCGGGAGGACGUGGAAGAGCCCGUUGCUGCACCAGACGAGGACUGGCUCGGGGCAAGCCGGCAGGGUGCCUUUUAAUGAGGUCCUCUACUUCCACACCUCGCUCAGACACCCUGGCGUGGUGGCGGUGGUGGAGGUGGUUUCUGUGGCUCAGAAAGCAGAUGGUUCCCAGAGUGCACUGGGGUGCGGGUUUGGCAUCAUGCGCCUGUUCCCCAGCCAGGCCAGUCCGGGGGAGCCACGCGCUGGCCAAGCAGAUAGAAGAUUGAAUCUUUACCAUGGAAGCCCCAGAGGCCUGUUAUACCAGACUCUGCAGGAACCCAUAGAGCAGAGCGCGCUCAUGACGCCGAUGGAGGGGGCCCACCUGCAGUACUCGCUGAAGCCCCACCCAGCCCUGGAGGCCGCCGCGCACCUCCUCCCGCCCAACGUGCCGGUGUCCGGAGCGGAGAGCGUCCCCGGGAUAGUGCCCUCCUCCGGGGAGACAGCAGACUCGCUGCAGAAGCCUCGCUUGCUGAAGAGCUUCACCUGCUACCUGGACAAGCUGUCCCUCACCCUGUACCCCUCCCUGGAGAAGUUUGAGGAGGAACUGCUGCAGCUCUUGAACGCGGACCACCUAAGCCGGAAGAACUGGCAUCCGGACGGGAACUCGGUGGUGAUUCAGGAGCGGAGGCUGCACGUGGGGGUGCACAACGGCUGGGGGUUCCUGGAGAGGCCGCAGGUGGUGGUGGUGGAGCCGGAGGCGGAGGGGGGCAGGGGCCGGAGCGGCAGCUUCAGACGGGGCUCCCUCAGCAGGCUCAGCUCGCCCGCCCCUCAGGUCCUGGCCCUGCGCAGCCGUCUGCAGCUGAAGGAGAUGGUGAAGCACCCGGCCUUCGCCAUCGUCUUCCUCCUGGAGUACGUCUUCUCCGCUCCCGUCAGUGCGGACGCCAAGGUGACUUUGGCGUCCUCCUUCUCCAGGACGGCCUUCAUGCAGUGCCUGCGCUGGGCCGUCUGGUGCCCGUUCCAGGAGCCGGGGAACGCCGCCGCCGCAGACGUGACUCUGGCCCUGCAGGGCGGCGACGUUCGGGGCCCCAGCGGGGUCAUGGUGUAUGCGGCCCCGCCCCCGGACCGAAGCUCCACCGAGGUGAGGGACCUGGAGAGGGGAACCGUGAAGUUCAGGUUCUCCGCCCGAUCCGAAGGCCGGCCCCCCAGCCCAGCGUUGUCCCUGAAGAACAGGCAGGAGGAGGCGUCUCGACACAAGAAGCCCCCUUCCCCGUCAAGAGGUCUGAGUGAGACGGCGCCCCGAGUGUCCUCCCCGCCGCAGUCGCCACCGGGCCCCGGGCUGUCUAUAUCUCAGCUCGCUGCUUCUCCACGUUACCCAACCAUCAGCCACUCCACAUCGUCACCCUGGCAACAGCAGUUUCCCUCUCAGCUCUACCCCUCCCCUCUGGUAUCGGCCUACCAGCUGUCACACAUUGAGCUGCCGUGUGCCAGCAGCAUCGCGCACCUGGAGGUGAGCCUGAGCGCGGCGGGGGAGACGGACCGGCCCCCGCCCGCGGAGCAGCUGCGGGAGCUGCCGUUCGCCCCCGUGCACGCGCCCGUCACCACGCUGGGGACGCAGACGUCGGGAGCUGCUUCCUCGCUGUCCCGGAGCUCGAUGGCCCAGCUCUCCUCCGCUGGCUUCCCAGAGAUCCUGGACCUCAACGGCCAGGCGGCGGAGGUCCUGGACCCGGCCGAGCCGGUCAACUUCAACCCGCAGAGAGAGGAGGCGGAUCCCCUGCAGUGCAACGAGCUGGUCCUGCAGUUCCUGGCCUUUUCCAGGGUCCCACAGGAAGGCGUGAAUGAUGAUUGGCCGAACUCUGUGCACUUCACCUUCCAGCUGUACCGCUUCCCCCCCGUGACCACCAAUCGGAUGACGCUGCUCAGCGCGGACAAGCCGGAGAGGAAGUCCCGGGACAAGCGCCCCUGCGUCCUGGCGCUCGUCAACAAAGACGGGACUGUGGAUUCCGGGACUCCUGGGCUGCAGCUGAAGUACCUGGUGGACCCCGGCUUUCUGAAACCCGGGGAGCAGCGCUGGUUCCUGCGCUACCUGGCCCUGCACACCCUGCAGAUCGACGUGUGGGACAGCGACUCUCUCCUGCUGGUGGGCUCUGCAGGUGUGGAGCUCAAGCACCUGCUGCGUCAGGGCAGGCCCGCGGUGCAGCUGGCGCAGGAGCUGGAGGUCAUCACCACCGAGUACCUCCAGGACGCCCCGCCGGCGCGCGGCGCCGUGGCAACCGUCAGCGCCUUCACCGCGGUCAGGGGGAGGCUCCACCUGCGCCUGGGUAACAUCGGACGCCUGGCCGAUGUGAACCCGAAGAAGUCGGCGACGCUUCCCCCGGCCCGCUCGCACGUGAUCGUGGCGCGCGACGGCACCGGCGGCUUCGGCGGCGGCGGCAUUAGCGCCAGGAGCGUGGCGAGCCUGAACGCCAGGAACACGUGCCGCGCCCGGCGGCUGGCGGAGACGGACGGCGAGCUGGCCUCGCUGCUGCACGGCCGGGCGAGGGAGGCGGGCGUGGCCGCGGGGCGCCCCCUGCAGGAGACGGAGGAGACCCGCCGCCGCAAGCUGGAGAGGAUGGCGGCCGCGCGGCGGUACGAGGAGCAGGGCGGCGUCGGCGCUCCGGCCAGGCCCAGCGUCACGAGCCGUCGGGAGGAGCGCGUCCAGCACCUGCGGGACCUGCAGCUGAUCGAGGCCUACCGCGAGCGGAGCAAGGCCGAGAGCAUCACCAGCAUGCUGGCCAGAGCCAUCACCACCCAGCACACGCUCUACGCCACGCUGGGCGCCGCCGAGUUCUUCGAGUUCGUCCUGAAGAACCCCUUCAACGUGCCGCAGACCGUCACCGUCGAGAGCGAGGACCCGGAGCUCAGUGUUAUCGUGAACUACGGAGAAUGGAAGCAUUUUAAGAGCCUGACCAAAACCAUGACCCCGCUGGAGGAGGACAUGUUUCACCUCAAAGACGGCACGCUGGCCCCCCAGGUGUACCUGCGCCCCAAGGAGACCGUUUACGUCCCUCUGAAGUACCAGACCUUCACCUCUGAGCCUGCGACCGUCACGCAGACGCCGGCCAAUAAGAAUUGUGGAAGGAAUGCGAACGUGGCUCAAAAGCAUCAAUCCAACACAGUCCAGCCCAAGACAAUCAAAGUGACCUUCAGGGCGGAGGACGGCAAGCCGCUGGCCAUCUGCCAGGUGGACGUGGAGCCGACGCCCCACGUCAUCGAUCAGACGUUCCGCUUCUACCACCCCGAGCUCACGUUCCUGAAGAAGGCCAUCCGCCUCCCCCCGUGGGACGUCCUGCCAGGGGUGCCGGCCCGGGGAUCCGACACGCCGCCCCACAUUCAAGUGCGCUGCAGUGACCCCAACAUCAUCUGUGACACCAGGAGGGUGGCUCCCGACGAACCUCAGGACGUGUUCCUGAAAGUAGCGGGUGGCCAGAGUCCGCAGAUAAAGAAGUUCUUCAUCAUGGUGUUCAUAGACGAGUGGCUAGCCGCGCCGGCGCAGAUCUGGCAGGUGUACGUCCACUUCCUGCAGCGCGUGGACCUCAGCUGCGUGACCGGUCAGCUGACCUGGCAGUCGCUGGUGCUGAGAGGCUCGCAGGCCCUCAGGAAAGUGCGCUGUCACUCCUCCCUGCCCGGAGAGAUCCAGAUCGACCCCCCGGGGGCGUUCGCCCUGCCCCCCAACGCCGUGCAGGACCUCCAGAUCGGGGUGCGCCCACGCAGGGCCGGCUGCCGGUUCGCGUACCUGAACGUGGUGGACGCAGAGUACCGUCAGCUGGUGGCGUCCUGGCUGCUCUGCGUGUCCUGUCGGCAGCCACUUAUAUCCAAAGCAUUUGAAAUCUUUCUUCCUGUGGGAGGUGGAAGGGGAAGCAACAAGAAAAUUACCUACACCAAUCCCUACCCCUACAGCAGAGUUUUCCUGCUGAGCUCCGACCACCCCGACCUGCUCCAGUUCAAGGAGAACUCAUUCCAGAUCGGGGGAGGGGAGACGUACACCAUCGGGCUGCGAUUCGCCCCCAGCCAGUGCGCCGGGGCGGAAGAGAUCCUCGUCUACAUCAACGACCACGAGGACAAGAACGAGGAGACCUUCUGCAUCAAGGUCCAGUACCAGUGACCGGCUCGGACCCCCGCAAGCCCAUGGAACCCUCCGGAACCACCCCCACCAGUAUAAACGGCAGCACCGGGACCCGAAAUCGAUAGGUACCGCGGGGUGUGUCGCGCCUGACUUCACCGGUCAGCAGGGCACUACUGAAGGGCACGGCAGGACAGAGAGACCACGGUCGCGGUAAAAGACGGUUCCACCUCCUGACUGCCAAACAGGAAAGUGAAAGAGAAACACUAGCUGAUGACAACCGGCGGAAAUUGCUAGCUGCAGCCGGUGCAGCUUCGUAUUGAUUAGAAAAAAAUCAAGUACGGGUGAAACUUAAUUUAAAAGCCAAAAAAAAACUUGCAAAGCACACGCUUACUGCUUAGGCAUCGUAAUUCCUUCUGUUCCAUGUUAUCGAUUGAUACCUGAACAGCUAUAGUCUUAGAUGUCUGCAGUGCAACUACUUUCAACAUAUAGCUUUCUGUGAGUAUCUAUAUAAAACAAUACACGUAGCCUACAUUAUAUAUUCAAAGAGGUUUAAAACCAGCUGUGUUAGCAGCUCUGAAGUGAGCUACACUUGCAAUAGUGCUACCAAAUGUGCCUUCACACAUUGUGCCAUUCGAACGUUCAGGGAAAUUAAAUGAGUUGAUGUUUCAACGCAAUAAUCUUUGACAGCUCCUUAAAAAAAAGUUUUCAAAUUGGCUGUAAAUGCUCUGGUGGUAGCAGAGAUUUUUUUUUCUUUGAGAGUUUACCUGUGAUGUUCAAAAACCCAGGGAAGCCGUUUGGAGUGGAAAUGUUGGGCGCGUCGGGAAAAAAAAAAAGUUUUUUUACUCACCGUCUACUUUUAGCGUCUUAGGCACUACGCGCGCCACUCGAGCGUAACUGGGCUGUGAAAUCGGUGCUCUCCCACUCAGCCUAAUUUUCGUGGCCCGGCUGUAACCGAGGAGAAACCGCCGUGCCGUCUUUAACCCUUAUCAGCGUUCACGCUUCAAGGUUCUGCGUUUUCACAUGGGGGGGGGGGGGGGGGGGGGGGAACGCGCACGCGGACGCAUUAGCGGUUCGAGCGUGGACAUUUUUUAUUAAUGCUAUUUCAGCCCGGGACCCGUCCGGGGGGCGAUUUGAUUAGGUUGUGCGGCCACCUCCUCAGUAGCCCCGCCCGUGAGAGCCUAGCCAGCCCGAACGGGUGAUCCUUCCAAGAGGAGGAGUGCUCCCGGAUAAUCAUUUCAGAGGAGCCCCAACAUUUCUUUGAUUGCGACGAGGAUAAGAGGGAAUUAUAACGCAGUCCUGCGGUUACGUCCGCAGGCACAGCACGUCCUGUAACGUUCGCCGAGCCGCGCCGCCCGGAUUUUUUUACUUUUUUAUUUAUUAAUUUUUUUUUUGAUUUCUAAAGACUGUGAGCAGGGGGCAGAAAGAGCAAGCUCGUCCCUUAAGUGUAAUUAGAUGCGCCGUAAUGAGGUAUGAUUUUCCGCGAGGAGACGGUCUCUUCACAUCGCUCUCAUUAACGGCGGCGUGCGCUGAGGAUCCUCGUUCUCCGCACGCCGCCUAUCAGCGUGGAGCCCUGCGAAUUCUGUCAACAACCCCGGGCUUACAUAACACCCAGUUAUACAAGCUCCCUCAUUAGGAUUCACCGUGUGAAAUACAUUUUGGUUUGGGGAAGAGAGCAGUGAAGAUGCAGGGAGAAAAACGCACAGUGUACAGACACAUCAGCCAUUUUGAGUCAGUUGAAGUUUUAAGGGGGCAUAAAUGUUCGGGUGACCGUGCAGGAUUGCUUGUCUUCCGUGGGUUUAAAACCCCAGGCCCGUGGUCUCCUUCCAAAAAUCCCCAGCUAAUCCUGGAACGCCACCGGGUUUCUUUAACACGGGAUCAGCGUUGAGCGGCUUCUCCUGAUGCUCCUGCGCUUUGAAACGGUCGCUGUUUUCUGAUUGUGAAAUGCCACAAACCCAAAACCAAAAAAAACAAAAAAAAAAAACAACAAACUAGAAAGGGAAAUGGGGCGGGGGGGGGGAGAGAAGUGCUUGAAGUGGCAGGAAACAUAACGGCGUGUGAAAGUGUGUGAAACGCGGCUCUUCUCUGGAAUCCCGCGGGCUGGAGCGGCAGCGGCACCGCUCUCUCUCACACACGCAGCCGUGCAGCUGCGGUUUAACACGAGCACCAACGACGCCCGCCUUUGUGUUACCGUAGGAACGGUACGCCUCCCCCCAACGCGCCCCACAGAAGCAGCCUCCAUCGCUCAGAGCCAUGUGCCCUCAGCAGAGAGUUUAAGGAGUGGAGUUUAUUCAGGUAAACUUUGAUGCCGGAGGUUGGACUGCUCUCACCAGUCAGAGGAGAAAUACUGAGGAGAAGAAUCAGAGUUUCCUUUCAGCCCAGGAAGAGGGAAGGAAAUUCAUUUAUGAACUCAGCAAUAAAAAAGCAGCUUGCUUGUGUGGAGAGCAUGGUUCAUCGCACAGUGAUUCACAGUGAUUUGGGAUGUGGAGGAAAGAUGACUAUAUGUGUGUAUGCGUGUGUGUGAGUACGUGCGUGUGUGUAUGUGUGUGCGUGUGUGUGUGUGCGUGUGUGUGUGUGCGUGUGUGUGUGUGUGCAUGCAUGUGUGUAUGUAUAUGGUGUGUGUCUGUGUGUCCGUGUGUGUAUGUGUGUGUAUGUGUGCAUGUGUGUGCAUGUGUACCUGUGUGUGUGUGCGCGCGUGUGCAUGCGUAUGUGUGUGUGUAUGCACACGUGCGUGUGCGUGUGUGUGUGCAUGCAUGUGUGUAUGUAUAUGGUGUGUGUCUGUGUGUGUGUGUGUCCGCGUGUGUGUAUGUGUGCGUGUGUGUACAUGUGUACCUGUGUGUGCGUGUGUGUCUGUGUGUGUCUGUGUGUGUAUGUGUGUGUAUGUGUGCGUGUGUGUGCAUGUGUACCUGUGUGCGUCUGUGUGUGUCUGUGUGUGUCUGUGUGUGUGUGUCUGCGUGUGUCUGCAUGUGUGUGUGGGGAGAAAGGCAACAGCCAUAUCUCAUCUGUGAGAUGUGGCGCGAUGGGGAGUGCUGCCGGAUUAAACCGGUUUCCCUGCUGGGCUGUUGAGAUGCAAACAAACAUAUUAAAACGGCUCAAUGUGACUGAUAGCAUUACCUGCUCCAUGACCAAAUGCUUAUGAAGACGUGCGGACGAAAGGAGUGCUGUUCCCUCCUCUUCAGACGGAGGGCUUUCUGGAGCGUUCAGCAGGUGGCACCCUAGCACUUGAAAAUGCCUCUGCUCAAUAUGAGGUCUGAAUGAUAGGCAUUCACGGGGUUUUUUUCAAAAUGGAAGAUGAAUGUCCCUCCACAUUCUGCCUGUUCUCCAUUAAUAAGUAGAUUUUGUAUUUUUUAAAGAGUUAUUUUAUGUGUCUUUUUUCAUGAAAUGAUAGUUUUUACUGAUUUGCUGCUGUUUUUCUUAGAAUAUGAACACUGUAUUUGCAGCUUAUUUGGAGAGAGCAUUGUAUUGAAAAUUAAACAGAACUAUACAUUUG